Prorocentrum cordatum is the source of this 1532-nucleotide messenger RNA. Lineage: Eukaryota; Dinophyceae; Prorocentrales; Prorocentraceae. The record is from the annotation of a GenBank genome assembly.
AAGGACGCGGGCGGGCCCUCCCCGCGGCCGCGGGGGCCAUGCAGCGCAUGCAGUGGGUCGUCAAGAAGAAGGACCCGGGGAACGCCACCGAGAAGCGCGAGUCCUGGGCGGACAGUUCGCCGCUCGGCAACGCGGAGGUCAGGGUCGAGCCUGCCCCCGCGGCGAUCGGCAGCACACCGGUGAGGGGCAAGCGCCGCAGGGGGAAGUUCGUCAAGGAGGAUCUUGCGCCUGACGCGGAACCUGCCGCGGACGAGGCGGAGUGGGAGGAGGAACAAUGGGAUUGGAGCCCUUACGUCAUUGUCCGGGAUGCAUCCGUGGCGGUGAUGCUCACCAGGUCUGGGAUGCGAGAUAAAGAUUUGCCUGGUUUAUUUGUGUAUUUGGAAGAGGCGCUGAAGAAAGUUCGCGGGUCCAAGCCGUGCCACAAGUACGAUGUCGACCUUUCGGACAACAAGGAGAUCACCGACAGGGGCGUUGUGGAGCACCUGGUGCCCUUCUUGGAACGGUGGCCUGAUUGCCACCGGCUGAAGUUAUACAAGACUUCAUGCGGGGAGGAGGCUAUCUCAUGCUUGGCGCCCUGGGUCAGCAGGGGCUACGCCAGAGAACUUCACCUCUCGGAUAUGGGGGGACAGGUCUCCGGGGAGAGCGUCCUCACGCUUCUCAGACAGGUCCACCGAGGGGAGAAGUACCCAUAUAGGUUGAACGACAAGGCCAGCUGCGCUUUGUGGCUGAGGCUGGAGCACAACGGGAUCCCCAGCAAAGAGGCAAUGAUUGCGGCCAUCACUGUUUUUGUUUCUGCUGUGCGCAUGAGGCACGUUUCCGCAGUUGGCAGCGCUCUCAUACCUGCUCGUUACAUGAUCCAGGUCGGUGCUGCGCCCGCUGCAUGGUGAUACACUCCUUUCACGGGUGGCUGAUCUUUGCACAAGGUGUGCGUGUGUGUUCAAAGUGAUUAUUGGUGAUGCAGCGUUUGUCGUAGUGAGGUUCUUACUUCGCCUCACGUGGUACAGCCAGUCAUACCUGUCGACUAGCAGCAGAGCACUGUGUUGAGAUGUUCUUAUGAUGCGUCAUGUAAGUCAAAUGAUCAGAGGUUUCUUAUGUGUGCCAGCCAUCUUUCAUGGCGUGUGGGACUUGGAACACACAGUCUUGUGCAGAUCAUCGCAGGUGGUUCAAAAAGCCAGCAAAGAUGGCUUGUCAUUCCGAGUGGUCGAUAAGGAUGAUAUUCGUUCGGUGGGGCAGGCGGAGCAGGGUGCUUGCCAACGUGCCUCAGCGUGAGUGUUUCCACUUUGCGAGGCAUGAUCAACAAUAUGGUCAAAGUGAGCGUUCCAAUGUGCCGAUUGCAGGUCCCUCCUGAGGUGUAUGACGGUGAGCGUAUGAUUUGCAAAACUAGUGGCAAGCAGUGUAGUUCCAGUAUGGCUUCUGCGUCGGGGGCAUGAGUAAGAUCGUUCGUCGGAGCCAUCCCCAAAGAGGGGUCAUGCAACGCCCCUGUUGGAGAGCUCCAUAGUGCUCCGAGUACUGGUCUAUACACAGUAGUGGGG